This is a messenger RNA of Mytilinidion resinicola, 2829 nucleotides long. RefSeq names its product TPR-like protein. Gene Ontology annotation, molecular function: protein binding. The record is from RefSeq and is a predicted model, not a curated record. The transcript is spliced from 11 exons. Bases 1 to 2571 code for a protein of 856 amino acids. Lineage: Eukaryota; Fungi; Ascomycota; Dothideomycetes; Mytilinidiales; Mytilinidiaceae.
AUGCCACAAGUCCCAAAUUUCGUGGGGCGUGAGGAACAAAUGGAUAAUCUGAGGAAAGCCUUGGAUCAUGUCGAGUCUGAGGCUCGGCGAAGAAUAGCAACGCUGUGGGGUGAAGGCGGCAUAGGCAAAACUCAGCUAGUCCUUCAUUAUGCAGAGGAGCGUCGACAUGGUGGGCUUGCUUACAUCUUUUGGGUGAAUAGCGAGAAUUCAGCUGCCGUUGAUAGAAGCUUUUCGGCCAUCGCCGUGGAACUGAAUCUUCCCGGAGCCACCGGGCACGGAAAUCACAUCAACAACAAAUACUGGGUGCUGCAGUUUCUCGACAAAAUUAGUGAGUUGGAACAGUAUCCAGCCGCAGAAGAGGCUGCCACCGAAGAAUUGACGGGAAGACUGGGUGGCCUGCCUUUAGCUCUGUUUUUUGAUCUCUACGUCAAAUAUACGCCGAGAGUUCACGCACAAUCGGAUAAGGAUCUGCAUCUUCAACCAUUCUAUUCGCGCGGAGGCCUCCACGGCGCAUACCAGUAUUCUUUCAAGAGUCUCAACGGCACAUCGGCGCGGGAACUUUUCCGCGUUCUAUGUAUCAUCGGGCCAGAUGCCAUUCCACUGUCACUAUUCCAACUUGAGAACUCAGAAAAUGUGCCUGAGUCGCUGGAAUUCUGCCGGGACGAAUGGGACCUACAAAUAGAAGUCGAAGCCCUGCUGAAAGCGUCACUAGUGAGAGCCAAACCAGAGACAUCGUAUCUCUACGUACACGGAGUCAUUCAGGUCGAGUUCCACAGCACUUUGAGUGUCGAAGAGAGAAGAGAGAGCUUCAUGACUGCAGCGAAACUGCUAUAUGAAGCUUUUCCAAAACUUGUGAAUGGACUUUCAUUCAGACACGUUUGGAAACAAUGCGAGAGUUUUGCCUCCCACGUCGUAGCGCUCUGCCAAUUCUACGAAACGGAGAAAUGCAAGUCAAGAUCCGACAAUGAGUUUGAUGAGCUUGUGAAGUGUCUAGACAGUUGCGCAUGGUACCUUCGAGACAUCGGAGACUACAAUCAAAACGAUGUUCUCGUUCAAUUCGGGUUUGAGAUAUGCAGAGACAAAAACUCCCCGGAGUACGCGAGUUUACUAAACACUGCCGGCAUUAUCGUAACAAGGAACAACAUCAAGCAAGCGUACCAAUAUCACAACGAAUGUCUUCGUGAUUGGCAAAUUCGUACAACAAUAUUGGCAACACAUAUCAAUGUGAUUGUAGAUGGGAUGACGAGAUCGAAUCAUAACACAAAGGCUCUAAGGAUUGACAUGAUGAAGCCCGAGUAUGAACGAAAACAGAUAAUCAACAUUCGCCAUUCUAACAUCGCAGAAGCCUUUAUUCAAAAGGGCGAGUACGACAAAGCGAUUCAAAAUUUAGGCAUAAGCCGCCAGGCUGCAGUUGACGAAUUUGGGGAGGAUACAUUCUACGAUGCAGAUGUGGAUUUCAUCAUGGGCCACUUACAUUACCGAAAAGGCGAGAUCGCUCAAGCUACGCUAUGCUACACAAGAGCAUGUAUGAUUUACUCAUCCGAAGGCGCUUCAAGUAUGCAGACUGUCGCCGCUCUAUACAAGGUGGACUGUGUACACGUAGCCCAAAGAAAUCUUGAUCUUGCCGUUCAGCACCUCAAAAAGGCACUAGAACUUGCCGAAUUGAACCGGAAUGUCAAAGGCGAUGGAGAGGAGGUAGCGCGUGUCAAAAGGAAAUACGCCGAAGCUCUAAGCCUGCGCCGGGAGGGAUCAGAUGAACAAGAAUCAAGAAGGAUCCAUGAGGAACCGGAGAAAGAAAGAAAAAGCAUUCAGAAACCUCUCCUUGGGGAGCCUCCGGACACCGAGCGAAAUUACAAUAUCCAAGUUGCUCCAUACUAUCGGGGAAAUCGACAUCCGAAUUCAUUUGCUCGGCUAUGCAGCAACGUUGGCCGUGUCUGGGCCCAACGAGGAAACUUCAGUGAUGCCUUGGCUAUCAUGGAAGAAUGUCGCGGUAUCCUGGAAGGCCUGAAUGCUGACCUGUAUUCCAUCAUGAACAAUCUAGGAAACUUGCAUUUGAGUAUGGGUUCUGCCGAAACGGCUUUCAAGAUGCACUCAGAUGCCACCGCGAUGCUACCGAGGCAGAACAACGGCGCCGUAGUGCUGAAUGAGCUGAAUCUAGGCCGUAUUUGCAUUAAACUUGGUAGAUUUGAGGAGGCCAAAAACAGAAUUAAUAAAGCAGACAAAGACAACACUGAUGCAAAUUUUGCGAUACAUAUCAAAUACUAUCGAGCUCUACUCUUUCGAGCGGAGAAGAAGCUUAGCUCGGCCAGAGAUGAGUUCCAGGCUACGGUCGAUGCCAUGGAAAAACGCAAGGACUUCAGGAACCUUCUUCAUGCCAUUUGCUUGUUCAAGCAGGGCCUUAUUCCUGCUGAUCAAGGAGACAAGAUGAAGCUAGAAAAAGAUGGCAAGGUAGCCGCAGAGCUACUGGAGAACGCAGAGAAGACUCGGAGAGAGCUUCAAGGAGAUAAAUUCGACCCUCAAAAUCGGAGUCAACAAGUUUUUGACAGUCUCGUGGAUGGGCAGCUUAGAUGAAUUGAAUUGUUUAUGCAUAGGGUGUAACUACCUUCUUCUUUCAAAAUCCGCUUGUAUCCUGAGAUUGACGGUCGUUACUUUCUGUUGCUUUCUCAUCUCAAUCCAGACUGCAUCAAGAGCUCCGGAAUUAAUCACGUGCGGAUAGCUUAGUAUACACUCUUCUGAAAACCAAAAUCACGUGUUACUCACGAGACCCUUACGAAUUCCCCUUCCAAGGAGGUAUAAAGUCUCAGCCGAAGCUGCCCUCCGGACUCGGCA